AAGCUGCGAAUAUUCCAAGUGCUGGAUCAUUUCGUCUUUCUUCAUUGUUUGGACACGGGACGUAGCAGGUGUGAGCUGGACUCCUAUAUUUUCCUGCAUUGUUCACAUGCUGCAGUAGUUCACCAAAAAUACUAUUGUUUGAGUGGAAUCCACUAAAUGAUCAUGAAUGAACCAGCAUAGACUUUACCUAUUUUGGCUAUGACUACACCACGUUUUCAGAUACUUCGGAGGUAUGCAAAAAAUAGUGGUUGCCCAUGCAGAAUAAUACAGAUCCUGCUCAACAGGGCAGUCUUCUGGCCUCCAUUGAACCACGUGUGUGAAUUUCUAGCAUGUCACCUGGUCACCAUUGGGCAGCUCCAUACAGCAGAACAGCUGCCCAGGACUGGAGUGAUGGCCGGUGCCAUACUGUGGCAGUGCCAUGGCUGGCUGAGGGGGAUGUGCCAGGCACUGAUGUGGUGCAGUUCUCUCCAGGGAGCCCCUGUCUCACAGACAUGACUGGCUUCACCACCAAUAGAUUUCUUGUUCUUUCUUAAGUUGGGGUUGUAAAGAAUUCCUGUCAGUCAGUCUCCCCAAUAGAGAAAAGCAGGGGACGAGGAAUUCCAGAUAAGGUCUGUAGACAUUCCUGUCGUGUUUGCCCCCAUGCCUGCCGCAUAGCUCCAAGCACAGAAGCGGAACCCGAGCCGUCCACAGGCUAAGCCAGACCAUAACAAGGUGCUGAGGCCUCCCCUUCGUAAGAAAUGGGCGCGACCCAGGACCCACUAGAUGAAACUGUAAGCGAGCACUACCAUUUGUACUACGAGGAGGUGUCAUCUCUCCCCUUCCUUCCAGUGGGCGCGUCCAAACCAUGACUGUGUGCAGUGAGAAUCCAACUACUGUACGUUUUCACACAGAGGCCUGCUCCGAGCCUCCCCGCCUUUAGAGUGGGCGCGGCUAGGCACUGGCUGACAGCAUUGAAGGCGGGCUGUACCACGUCCCCCCUACAGGGGUUUUUGGUGUUGGCUGUAGCGGCCAGUUCCAAGGUGUGAAGUAGGGUAUGUGAGAGGACGACAUGUCAGCCCCGGCUCCCAUAGCUUCACUGCCCGGGGCUGCCUGGGAAACGACGUCUGCAGAGCCGUGACGUCAUCGGAUCGCAGGGCUGGAGAUAUGACAUCAUUUGCGGAGAUGCAUUGUGCAGUGCUAAUGGAGAAGGGCUUCUGAGACUCUGACAGAUGUUUAUGAACAUUCUCAUUGCCAGACUAGGAAUCAUACUAGCUUCUGAAGUGGUCUACAUUGGUUAACGUGCCCCUUGAAGCUCCAUCUCUCCCAGAAGGUCACAGACUGCUCCUGCUGAGCAAAUCCGUGAUACAACCAACAACCUCCUUGUAAGACCCCAAAAAAAUCUGAAUGUUUAAAGAUCAACAAGCAAGUCUUUCCUGGUGGAAUACAAGACAUGACUGACAAUGACAAGAGCCAAACCCUCUAUGGAGAUUACUGGAACAAUAUUUGUACUGAAUUUGCAGAUUGUACUUUCAUUUAAGUGACUGGCCAAUGGAUAACAAAUGUUGAUUUUGGAAGCUAAACUUUGUGUUACAUGUAGGAACUUCAUGACCAAAUACCUUAAGCCAAUGUUUUGUUGACAAGGCGUUUCCCUCGGAGGUGCAAUGCAGAUUUUCUUUUUUUAUCAUGAUUAGUAAAUAUUGCACCACAAGACUUUGCAAAAAUAGUACUUGGAUCCUCUGGUGUAGGUGAUGGAGCCAGAGAAAGGCCAGAAGAACACAAGGAAGUUGGAGGAAGGUGUAAGGAAAAGGCCAAACAAAGGAGAGGAGGUGGAAGGCACGGUAUCUUCAGUGGAAGACUACACAGUUAGUAGCCAAGAAGAGCUUUUACCACACACACAACAUUUCCCAGGCUCCCUGAAGACAACAAGAGAAGGUCCACCUAGGAGAGUAGGAAGACCUUGUAAACCAAAAGUUCCAUUGCUUGGGCAGCUUCACGUUUCAAAAUCACAGCCUGCUUCACCAGCAUUUAUGGCUCCUCAUGUUGAUACAGAGCAUGGUCAUGAGGGCCAAGUAUGGCAAGUUGUAGAUCCAAUACAGUCAGGUCCGUCCAGGUCUUUCUCUUCGUCUGUGUCACAUGCUAGGCUUAGCCGUCCAGCAGAAGACCUCACUCAGAAAUCUUACGUCCAGCGGCCAACUCAGGUUUCUUUAAAGCAAGUAGAUGAUCCUCCUAAAAAGGAGAAGAAGCCCCAAAAGCCAGGCAAAUAUAUUUGCCAAUAUUGCAGCCGACCAUGUGCUAAGCCAAGUGUUCUACAAAAGCAUAUCAGAUCUCAUACUGGGGAGCGCCCUUAUCCCUGUGUCCCUUGUGGGUUUUCUUUCAAGACUAAAAGCAAUCUAUAUAAACAUAGAAAGUCUCAUGCUCACAGGAUCAAAGCAGGACUGGCAUCAGAAAUAAGUGUAGAGACAUAUCCAUCCAACCUAGAGAUGGAAAGGCUUGGAGGAGAAGAAAUUGAUGAUCCAUCAGAAGGGGAAAGCACAGACUCUGAGGAUGAGACAAGCACAAUGUCAAACCUUGUGGAAUUGUCUCCACAACAAAAACAUCUCUUGUCAGCAAGUGAUACCAAAGUUGUGUCAAGGCACCAAGGUACAGCCCAUGAUCUUUUUUCUUUGUCCCAAAAACACAUAUCCCAAACCUCUGAGGAGAGUGUAACAUUCACAGAACCUUCAUCUGAACUCAUCCAGAAAUCAGAAGAUACUCACAGUAUAAAGCAGAAACUGGCACUUAGGUUGAGUGAAAGAAAAAAAGCUAGUGAGGAGCAAACAUUUCUCAGCCCAGGCAGUAAAGGAAGCACAGAGUCUGGUUAUUUUUCACGCUCAGAAAGUGCAGAGCAGCAAAUAAGCCCUCCCAAUACCAAUGCUAAGUCGUAUGCUGAAAUUAUUCUGGGUAAAUGUGGAAGGAUUGGGCAAAGAACCUCCAUGUUAGCCAGUCCUCCUCUCCUAGGGGCUGCAGAGGAAAAAACAAAUAUGGCAUCAAUGUCUGUACCUAGAACACAAGUAAUCGAACAUAUUACGAAACUCAUUACAAUUAAUGAGGCUGUAGUGGAUACUAGUGAGAUUGAUAGCGUUAAACCAAGGAGAAGCUCAUUGUCAAGGAGAAGCAGCAUUGAGUCUCCUAAAGGAACUUUGUAUCGAGAAUCUUUCCAGUUUGAUGUUAAAUCACCAGGGUCCAUUUCCCAUCCAGAUACUAAGUCCUUAUCUGAAAUGACAAAGGCUGAACAUUCAUUCUCUUCCUUUCAGCAGUCCCACAGUGCCACAGAUACAGUGCCUCUUCUUCGAAGCCACUCAAUGCCUUCCUCAGCAUCCACUGCAAGUUCUCCACACCCAUUUAGAGCUAGCUAUUCAUUUGAUGAUAGAAUUGUGGAUUCAGAAGCUUUGAGCCACAGUCAUAUGUUCUCUUCACACCCACGCCUGCUAAAACGACAACCCGCAAUAGAGCUACCUUUAGGAAUGGACUACUCUUUAGAAGAAGAAGGUAGUUUAACAGGAAAAGACAAUGCUGGGAAAUCAUCUGAAGACGUGGAGGGAAAAGAAACUGAAGUUCCUAAAAAGUCAAAAAAAGGGGGUAGAGUAAAGGGUUUGACCUAUGAAUGUAACAUAUGUGGUGCUCGAUACAAGAAAAGGGGGAACUAUGAAACUCACAAAAAAUACUACUGCUCGGAACUACAGAUUUUAAAACCUCCAUCAUUGAGCUCUCAGAGUUCUGUUGAAAUCAGAAAAGAACCAUCAGAACAGGAAACAUGGCCGCAGAUGCUUAGUUACAAGUUAGGGCCAAGUAUAGAAUUAUCUACCUUGCGAAAACGACGGAAAGAAAAGAGUCUUGGAGAUGAUGAAGAGCCCCAAGUUGCUGAAUGGUCUGAAUAUCCAAAAUCUGCCACAGCACUAGAAUCGCACUUUGCGACUUCCACUACAUCCUUGACUUUGAGCACUGAUGCCACUAAACAGUUUGGUCGAAGUGAAUCUACGACCUUGCCAGAUGUAGAGAAUAAAGAGAAAACUACAAUCUCUAAGGAAAUUUCUGUCAUCCAGCAUACUAGCUCAUUUGAAAAAUCUGAGUCUGUUGAAAAGAAGAGUAGUUUUGAUGAGGAAGAUUUGACUUUAGCACAAAUGUCUGUAAGACCUCCUACUCAGUCAUCUCAUCCUUUACAGCCUAAGUUAGUCCGUCAGCACAACAUUCAGGUACCCGAAAUCUUAGUCACUGAAGAACCAGAUAAGCCAGAGGUUGACAUUGAAGAUCCUCCUAAAGAACCAGAAAAAGUAGAAGAGUUCCAGUGGCCACAGAGGAGUCAAACGCUUGCACAGCUCCCUGCAGAAAAGCUCCCACCAAAAAAGAAGAGGUUGCGCUUAGCAGAAAUAGCACAGUCUUCUGGAGAUUCCAGCUUUGAAUCAAUGUCUCUUACCCGGAGCCCUAGUCAGGACAGCAGUCUUUCUCAUGCCUCAAGUCACUCUGUCUCAUUUGAUAGAGAAGAAGGUUCUAAAUCUGAAGUAUUAGGUCCAGAGAGUAUUACUAAGGCACUUGGACAUCACAUGCUCACUGUCCCUUUCCACCAUCACCAUUUGAGAGAAAUGAGGAGGUCUGCAUCUGAGCAAACACCAAAUAUAUCUCAUACAUCACAGGUUUCUGAGAAUCGAAGCAAAUCUUUUGAUUAUGGUAAUUUAACAUCUUCAACAUCUUUGCCAACAGCUCAGGAGCGAAGAAAGUGCUUCUCUCUUCGACAGACUUCUCUAAGCAGACAUGUUGAACUUGAACCUGAACUAUUGCCACGUGACUGGAAAGAAUCAGACAAACCAUCUACUUCAAGCCAAGUAUUAGGCAUGGACUCUCAUGAACAGUCUCCUGGAAUUUCACCUAAAGAGCAGCAAAGUUCUUCGUCCCAACCAAAGCAAAAUCAAAGAAGCACUCAAUCUUUGAGUGAUGAAAUGGAAAACAGCUAUUUAUCACAACAACUAUCAAUAUUUCCAAUACAACCGUUAUUACAUUUGCCUCAGCGUGCUUCAGAACUGUUACCCUCUCAAGUUAUGAGCACCAUAUCUGCUCCAUUUUCUCACCAACCAAUAACGCAUUCUAUGUUUCAUACUCCACCAGUUCCUCUAAAACCAGCUCUUUUGCAUCCAGACCAUGUUCAAAUACCCCAGCAUGUAACUUCUCAUUCCCUGGACAUUCCUGUCAGACCUCUCUCUCCAUUUCUACAUUUGCCUUACUCAGCAUCCUCAUCAUUGCCCCACACAUUCUUUAUGCCUAUACAACCCCACUUUGCUCUUCCAAUGUCUGCACAAGUUGGUUGCCAUUAUCCGCCAAUAAAACCAGAAAUCUCCCCUCCCUCAUCCAGCCUUUCAUCUUCCAAAGAUUAUUUUUCUGAGAGCAUCCUUCCUUCAUCUCAUAGCCCAUUGGCUUUGGAACCUUCUGCACAAGUGACCAUUUCGCAUCCAGGACCUGUUGUAUCAUUAGUUGUCCCAGUCAGAAUUGAGACACAUAUGCCUUCAUAUGGUAAUGCUAUGUACACCACACUGUCUCAAAUGCUUGUUGCACCGCCACCCUGCAGUCCAUCUUCCCUUGUUAUACAUAAAAUCAGUGAUGGACGAUUCGACCUGACUUGUAUGUUACCAAAAGAUGAAAGUAUAGUUAGCGAAUUACCUUACUUACGUGGGCCAUUUCCAAAGACAGACCCAAGCAGUUACAUUCCACUUACUUCUUCUAUUGAGGGUGUCCUGGGAUUUGAUGGAAGCUCAUCAUCUGUUGGGGGCAGUAAACGUAUGUUAUCCCCUGCUGGCAGCUUAGAGCUCACAAUGGAGACCCAGCAACAGAAAAGAGUAAAAGAAGAAGAUGAUCCAGAGGAGAGAGUUCAGAAGCCAUUGCUGAAGGCACAGUCAGUGUUGGAAAGCAGAUCAACAAAUGUAUCUGUUCUUAUUUGCACACCACAAAGCAGAUCACAAUUGUUAACACCACCACCUCCAGCUGUUCUUGAACCAUUAUCAGUGCUAGAAAGGCAAAUCCAGUUAACGCCAACUUCUUUGGGUCAGCCUCUCUUACAUGAAGAAAAAAUAAAAGAAGAUGAUAGCAUAAAAGUUAAAGAAGAAAAAGAUGAUAAAGUUUUACUUGUACCUACUUCAUCCAGUACAUCACCAAGCAAUACAACUGGUUCCCACGAGGAAGCAGAGGCUAAAAAUGUCCCAACAUUUCCAACUCUACAUACAACCACUAAUGUCAGUUGGUGCUACCUGAACUAUGUCAAGCCAAAUCACAUGCAGCAAAAUGAUCGAAGGGCUUCUGUUUAUUCAAGCUGGUGUAUUAGUUUAUAUAACCCAAAUCUUCCUGGAGUUUCAACCAGGGUGGCAUUAUCUCUGCUGAGGUCCAAGCAGAAAAUGAGCUCAGAAAUUUAUACCACUGCUAAUGCUCCACAACCGGAUUCAAAUGUGGCACCCUCCCAAACUCAAAAACCCAAAAUGACAGAGGCUCACAUUCCCACACAAGCACAUAAGGAGACACCGAGAACUAGUAAAGAGGAAGAAACAAGGGUAAAAUCAGAAGACUCUGGUCCAACUGCUAAGCGGGGAGAGCCUUCACGUGUACGGAUCUUUGAGGGAGGGUACAAAUCAAAUGAAGAGUAUGUUUACGUACGAGGCCGUGGCCGUGGAAAGUAUGUGUGUGGGGAGUGUGGGAUUCGUUGCAAGAAGCCAAGCAUGUUAAAGAAACAUAUUCGUACACACACAGAUCACAGGCCAUAUGUGUGCAAGCACUGCAAUUUUGCCUUCAAAACCAAAGGAAAUCUUACUAAACACAUGAAAUCAAAAGCACACAGCAAAAAGUGCCAGGAAUUAGGUUUAGUGCCACCAUCUCUUGCCGACCUGGAUGCAGAGGAAGGAACUAGUGAUGAGCGAUAUCUGGAGAUUGAUGUGGUGGAAGAACAUCAGUUCUCUGACUUGGAAGAUACAGAUGAGGACGAAGAUUCUGAUGGAGAAGAGGAGGAGGAGGAUGAUGAAGAUGAAAGUCAGGAAGAAAAAAAUCCAGAUCUCUCACCAAGUACUGUCACUUCUUAUUCACCUAAUGAGCCUAGACAAAACCCGGACAGUGCAGAUUCCACUUCUGUUUGCCAAUUUUCUUCUCAACAGUUACAGACUACAGAGUCUUCUGGAAAAGAUUCCCAGGCCCUGUUGGCAUCUGAUCAGUCAGUGUCUCAAGAGCUGAUACCCUGUAGACAAUGGGCUUCUGGUAAAGACAUGGGGAGUAGUUGGGCUGGUCCAUCUAGAAGGCAUCUUCUCCAGAAAAGAGAAAGCUCACCAAAAUGUUUUUCACCGACAGGCUGCACCUCACCCCGCAGGGGAAUGUCACCUUGCCAGCGCUUGCCAUCGGCUAGGGAAGUAUCUCCACUACAGUGCGUUUCCCCUCAGCGACUAUCUCCACAUCGAAGUCUUUCACCAAGAGCUUACAUGUCCCCAGAGCGGGGUUCUUCACCACCAGUCCGACAUUUAUCCCCCAGCAGGGAAGUCACAAGUCUGCGUUAUGCAGCCUUUAGAGGUGGACUAGCUUCACCACCACGGUACCCAUCUCCUGGGAGAGAAGAGCCCCAUCUUGCAAGAUCAGAUGCUCAAACCCAGUUAAAAGCUCAGCAUGGAGUAUUUCCAUCUAGAGCUCAACAUCAUGAGACGUCUGAACUUCUGGAGACUUCAGGGAUCAAGAAACUGGGACCAUCUGUUUUCCCUGCUCUCCUAAGAAACUUUAGCACGCCUCAAACUUUGCCAAGGAGUGGAGAAAACUUAUAUACCCAUCUGCCUCUGCACUCGCAGCAUCUUCAGCGGACACCCUACCCAAUGAUCCCUAUUGGGGGAAUUCAAAUGGUACAGGCUCGACCCAGCCCUCAACCCUCUCUAGUAGGACCCAUACUUUCUAAACUGCAUGUAAAAGGUCCUGAUAAGGAGCCACCACAAGGAGGAAUUGAGCAACCACUCAGGACUAACAGGAGAGAGGACGACAGGGUAAUGUCAUCCCCCAGCACAGCCCCACAGAGUUCCCCAACUCCAAGCACUUACUGCCAAACCGCUUGCACUCCAUCACCACCACCUGGAAGACCUCACUCCAGCACUGGUUCCUUAAAGGAAGAGCAUGUGGAAGGGGACGGGUGACUAAACACCUAAACGGGUGACCCCAUUCUCAGAUCCUUCUAUGAUCUCUCCAUAAAAGUUACAGCUUGUAACUGUAAGACGUCAGAGGAAUCCUUUUAAGGAUUACAGUCAUGAGUGUUAAAAAGUUCAAAUACAGCAAUGUGAGAUUUGUUCUGGAUUCCUAAGGGUACAGGGUAAGAAUUGUGUGGAGUUGAGGAAAGGAAACCUGUUAGUGUUGAGAACAGAGAAUCUUUACAAAGUUUCCGAUCGGUAAUGUUUAAUUAGUGUUAAGCAUCCAGGGUAUAAUUAACCCUUUUAGCGUACACAAUUAUUUUUCUUUUAUGGUACUAAAAGACACUUGGACAGUUUUCAGUUAGGAUCAAAUGCAUCCACAUCUAUAAUAUAGAAUGAUAUAUAUGUAUGUAUUAGGAUACACAAUACAGAUCCUUUCCCUCCCAUUCUGGGCUAAAGGGAACAACUUCAUUUCAUUCCAUUUUUUUGUCCCACCAAUUUUUCACACCCCAUAUGCAGUUUAUCUGUGCCUUUUUAUACACAAUUUUCUUUUAAGAUGAAAAAAUAAAUCAAUAAUAAUAAUAAUAAUAUAAAAAAGGAACUUUCUACGCUGUGAAAAAUGUGAAUCUUUUCCAAUGUGCACCUGCUCCUAUUAAUAUUUUAUUGGGGAAAGCCAGAUUUCUAUGAAUUCUUUUUGGCUGUGCUCCCCAUUAUAAUGUGAUCCUGAGAUGUUGGAAGGAAAUGCACUGAAAAUGUUGUUUUUGUUGUUUUUUUUUUUAGCCUGUAUAUACCUGAGUAUAUAUAUAUAUUGGGAUAGGUGUCUACAGUGGUGUACAGAUAUAUUUAUACAGAUUUAUUUAAUUAGAACCGUAUUGUCCUUUCUGUUUUUGCUUUAAGGGUUUUGGGUACAAAAAAUGAAAGCUUUAUUUUUAUUUUAUGUUGUCAAUAAACCCAGCUCUUCUCAAAUGUGAUGAAAGUGGUAGAGCACGUGAUGUGCUGUGGAACAGUGCUGAACGCUGUUGUACAACCACAGUGACUGCAUUGCAUAGUAUCGAGGAGUAUGCAUUCUGGAUGUGAGCGACGUGAGAAUUGUGCGCUGUCAGUGGACAUGCCACACAGCACAGAGUCUCCAUGUAUGGCCCCCGUUUGCUUGGCACAAGGGUUUCUUCCUUGGUGUAAAAUGUAUUAUGUAGGGGUGAUGUCAUGGGACUCUUUGAAGGUCAGUUAGGGAAAGCAGUAGUAUUUUGUUCAAAACAUUGUGCUAUAAUAUUGAUUUCUUGAGAACUUGUCCUCACUCUCAUCUGAAUGGCGAGUGCGUAUGCAUUUUCAUACUCCAUAUACAGUAGAGUUUGCUCCAAUCACUUAUUCACGUUUGAGUGCAAUCUUUGAUGAAGCACUUAUAGAGACGUCUUUGCCUAGCACCUUAUUUCCCUUGACUCUUUCUUCCAAUUCCCCUGUGUGUCUUUCAAGUAUACCAAAUUUACGGUACUUUUUUCAUCAAUACUUUGACACCCUUAUCCCUGAUCUUGCACUUUUUUUAGUUUGUGAAGUUUGGGUACACUUUUUAUGAACACUUUUAGCAGAGCCAUCCUUAUAUCUAUUGCAGAACCCCCCCAACAAAAAUUCUUAAGGAUGGCGGUCUAAGCACUUAUAUAUUUCUCAAGUAAACUAUCAAGUACCUUAUUUUCUAUUUACUCUCCUCAGCUUGAGUCUGCCCUUUGCAUAACUUAAGAUCAUCCUAUUAUUUGGUGUCCAUUGACCAUCUUUAUGAUAUACACAGCAUACCUUCUUUAAUUCAGUCACUUUAAGUAUGUAUAUCUGUGCAUAGUAAUUCUGUGACCUGACAGCUGACACUGACUUUGUACUAAAAAAUGACUGCCAUAACUCUGAGCCAAGAGGACUUUUUCUUGCAUGCCUGCUCGUAUAACUGGUGCUUAGAUAUGUCACACAUACUGCUGUUUGACAGGAGCUUGCACUACGUGGACAUCAGGAUUUGGGGGUUUUCUAUGGUAUUUUUUUUCUUGUUUAUUGACAUAUGGUAAUGGCCAUAUUUAUUUACCUAUAAUAAUAAUUAUUACUAAGUGAAAUGUUUUUGGUACUUGUGUAUAUAUAGUAAGAGAACACACAAGCAUUGAAAGCAGACAUACAUUUAAAGCAACAUUAUCCUCAACAUUUUUUGAUUUUUUGAUACUUUGUGUUAUUCUCAAAGUGAUCCAUUUUAAUAGGACUUUUUGGGGAAUUACCUGUUAGAGAAAAAGUAGGCUAUUUCUACAUGCUACCUCAGCUGAAGUAGUAUUUGACUCAAUGACGAUGGAUAGGGCUGGUUUUGUUGCUUUAAAGACAAAUUUGUAAGUUAUGGAAAUAGCAUCGAUGAGAAAGCUUGUGAAGAGUCUUUUUAUUUAUUUUAGUAGUAAAACAGGCCCUAAAAUGUUGUAACUUUGGGGUUCCUAAGUUUGCCAAAGCAGAACAGACGUUUGGCACAGAUCAGUACUCUGGAGGCUUCUAAAGGGAUACAGUGUGAAACAAGUAUAAAUGUGUACAGAUGACUGGCGUAUCGUUCGGGAAGAAGAAGCCUUGAUGUGCCGUUCACUGCACUCAUUCAGAAUCUUCCAUGCAUUGAUCUUUGUUGAAAAGUCACUUAACCAAUCAACACUUAUCAAGAUUAUGGAAAUCCUCCAGUUACAGAAUUAUAGGGAAUGUUUUACUGUCAGAUUGGACUAAUAUUCACAUGCAAUGCACCUUUUUAUGUACAAAGCAAUGAAUUGUAUUCAGUUAAAUCAGUCCAAUGCCAUAUAGAUCAUUAAACCUGAAAUACAUAAAAAUCCAAUACAAAAACACAUCCUGCAAAUACAGUAUAUAUAUAUAUGCAAAGAAUCACAAUCCUUGAAUAAAUACUUUCUGGUGUGUGUGGAAUACAAACUAUAUUUAUCAGGCAUUUGUUAUGAAACCCAAAGUAUGUUUGGUAUGUUAUAAGAAAAUAUCCAGUAUUCAGGUUUGCUGCACUUACUAUGUCUUGUAGUCUUAUUUUGCUCUUUUUCAGACAGACUUGCUGCCAGUCACCAUUUAUAGUAAGUGGCUUUGAUAAAACAUUAAGUUAAUAAAGCUUGGAAUAUAUGGCCUUACAGAGCUCCAGUGUCCAGAUUUACAGGAUGCGCAUUGAAUCUUGUGACUAGUUGAAAGAAAUAAAAGUGUGAUAUUUGGCACUGGUUUAGUUGGUUUAGUUCAUUCCAAGAUAGAAAAAAGCUUUGGGCCUAGUGAUGCAAAAAAAACAUGCUUUAGUAUUAGAUAUUAAAAAGAGUUUUAAAGAAUAAAACAUUCCCCCUCACUGUCCUGUCUUUUGUUACAUGCACGUCAUACGUUAAGACAUAGGUUUGAUGCCUGAGAUUUACUGUAUAUUAAUUAUCAGCCUUAAAAGAUGUUGUGGUUUUGUAUGCAACUUUUCUUAAAAUACUGAAUGUGUUUUCAUUUAACAAAAUCUAUUUGAUUCCAACAUUUCAAAUAAACCUGGAAAACCAAUGAGGAUACAAGCCAUACCAUAAGAACAGAGUCUUUGGAGUUUUGAAAUUACUAUAAAUGUUUACUGAUUAGUAAUAUUGCACAUAUUUAAGUCUAUUGGGUUCUUUUUUCCUGUAUAAACUACUGGGAAUCUGAGAGUGGAUGUUUUGUUACUGAAAAGGCUAUUCCAGCAUAAUAAUUUUUUUUAUAUGUAGCUGGGGGGGGGGGGGGGGCUGAGAAAUAUAAAAGAAAUAAUGUUUACACUGUGAUUAUGGCAUACGUCACUAGUAUCCAUAAUCAGCUUCUCGAGUACAGCAGUGGGUGCCUAUGUCCCGAAUGUAGUCCUCUAGUGACUACUUUCAGAUCCCUUUCUGCUGAUAUAUGCUAAGUUAACAGGGCUCAAUAGUGUGGUCUGCUGUGCUAUUGAUUCCCGUUAUAUUAGUGUAUCCCAGCAGAGAGCGGCUCGAUAGUAAUCACUAGGUUACUAGAUCCGGCCAUUGAAAUAAAAGGUGCCACUGCUGAACGCCACAGUAUAUAUGGCAUCUCGUUGGCGGGAUGACAACAGAUACCUAUGAUGUACAUCAUAAACAGUGUGAAUGUAGCCUAAUAUACUUACUCUGGUCUUCUGCAGCUCCUGUUUCAGCUCCUUACAGUCCCCUCUUGCUUACUGCUUGUUCAUUCUUCUGAGACAGGCAAUGUUAGCAGGACCUGUCUGCUUAGCCAAUCACGACUUAGGUGGGACACCACUGCAUGCAGUGAUUGACUUCGUGGGCAGAUUUUGAUGAGAACGUUUGUCUCUGAUGGAAGAAUGAAAGGUGACCAGUGAUGGACCAGAAGAAGCUGGAACGGAAUCUGGGGUUGAGGACAGGGUAGGUAAGUAUGACCUAUUUUUAUAGCUUUACCAGCACCCCAACAACAUGUAAAACAUUGUAUUAUGCUGUAAUACCCCUGUAAGCAUACUCCCUAGAAGUAUUGUUUCUAAGGAAGAAUACCUUAUAUUACACUGCUGUAUGGAGACUCUAUAUAGUGACACAGGGACUUGCUCUCUGCAUAUGCUCUGUCAUAUGCAUGAGGCUUUAUGGCUUAUAUCCUCAGUGGUUCCACAGACCUUUUCCACCAUUUGUCAAAUUAUUAUGUUCUGUGUCUUGUGUCUUUUGAAAUUUAUGAAUGUCAUUGUCUAAUGUUAUACUACCUAAUUUGUAUUUUAGGUUUAUUAGUCCUUUAAUAUUUCCUUUAAGGGACAUGGGAAAACAACUUAAUUUCUUAAAUACACAUCCUUUAAUACAUAUUUCUUUAAUCCAGUAUCCUUUGACAUAGGAGCUCCAGCCUCUACGCUGAUAUUAUUAUGAGCCUUUAUGAAAUAAGAUGGAGGUGGACAAUACAGGCUACUAGUUGUGGCAGACACCAGACAACUUUGUCACACAAGCUUUUUCUCCAAUAACCAGGGUAGUGUAUCUCCAACUAACAGCAUAUAGUAUUAUAAAGAAACAAAACAAGGGGUGUUUGUUUUCUUUAUAGAAAUCGGUGGGCAUUGGGUAAACCCUUACACAUAUAGUUUAUUGGAAUAGUGGUAAAUAUACAAGGAAAAGCAAAACUUGAUAAGAACCACUGCAUUCAGGUGCCUUCCAGUCAAACCACAUCUAGAUAUAGAAGAACAAUUCCUUGCAGUGAUGCUGAGGGUUUAGGUAAAAGCACAGUGUUAUGUUCUUAUAAGAGAGAAAAUUUCUAAGUAAUGUUACAUUUCGCUUCCUGGCAGCAUAUACAACCAGAUAAAUGGUAUAAGGUUUGGGGCUACACAGAGAUGUUAAAUUGCUGCGUCGCACUUAGUUAAGUAUAUGGGCUCACCCUGCGAUUCACAAGGGACCGCGACUUGACAGUCGCAAUUAAUACAUCAAAGAUGGAUUUCUUGCAUCUGUUGAGUUGUUGAUGUUGCCACUUGUGGGUCUCAGUGUGACCCCCCCCCCACACCCCAUUUACUUACUUGAGGUGCGACGCAGCACAAUCCACACGUCAUGCGCCAUGUUAAUUUUUGGUUGCACAACCCCUGUCGUACUUUAUUAAUGUAAAAAGGUGAAAUAAACAGCAGUGGGUUCACUAUUCUUGGAGGGUUGUUUGCAGUGUACCUAAUAUGCUUCCUCAGAAUUGCCCCAUCUUCAUACUGGGUCACACAUGACUUUCUGAGGCUUUGAGGAUUGGUAAACCUCCCACAUUUUUGUCUAUUAUAUUCCAGCUAUUACAUACCACGAGCCUCAUUUAACUUAAAAUGUAUUAUAAAUGAUAGUCAGAAGAUGACCUACAAGCAUUUUAUACUUGCCUUUCCUUUGCAUGCUAUAUGAAUAAAUGUUGCUCUCCAAUUCCGGUACCAACAACAAUCUGUAAUAGUUUAUCUAGAAACAUUUUAACAAGUGAGGGAAGUAAAACAAACAAAAGAAAAAAUAUGUCGCCUGGGAUUAAAUAGUUUUAAGCUGAUAUACGAAACAAAAAGUUUGUUAUAUAUGUAUUUCUAUACUGUUCAUAGUUCCUUGUGUUUCUCAUCCAAAAGUCUUCAUUUGUUUGUUCAUUGUUUUAUUCUCUGCCCCUUUUUGUUACCCUCAUCUAUUAAUAUUUCUGCACUUACUUGGCCAUACUUUGCCCAUCUGUCACACAUAGGGUAAACAAGCCAAGUUUCUCCUCUUUCCCUAUUUGGGGUAAGGGGUAAUUUUACCUUUUUCCUGUUAUGAAAUGGCAAUACAUUCCUAUGUGCGCAAGCUAAGGUGCUGUAAAGUUGUAUAUACAUGCAGUGGGUUGUGGGUGGGUUUAGUGGUUGGGUUGGAAAAUGCAUCAGGGGUUUUUGCAGGAUAUAAAAUGGUGGGAGAGAUGUGAAGCACAGAAUGUCAGCUUAUUGUAAAUGAAGAUACAAUGGACAAUAAAAAUUUGUUGAAGUAUUUUAAUGCAAGAAAAACCACCAUUUCUGUAAAUGACCUGCUCCAUGAGUAAAGAUAUUUCUCUCUGUAUAAUAUUCCUCUUUAUAUAUACAUAUAUUAGCCCAGCUGGUAAGACUGGCAUGGGAACAUUUUUAAUAUUAAAGAGAAAAGAAAAAAAAAUACUAAGGAAAAGAACUGAGCAUGUGGAAAUAAAUUUUUACAUU
This is a messenger RNA of Hyla sarda, 14766 nucleotides long. It is a transcript of the gene HIVEP3, whose product is annotated as HIVEP zinc finger 3. The transcript is spliced from 9 exons. Bases 1728 to 8153 code for a protein of 2141 amino acids. Gene Ontology annotation, cellular component: nucleus. Gene Ontology annotation, biological process: regulation of transcription by RNA polymerase II. Lineage: Eukaryota; Metazoa; Chordata; Amphibia; Anura; Hylidae. Gene Ontology annotation, molecular function: DNA-binding transcription factor activity, RNA polymerase II-specific; RNA polymerase II cis-regulatory region sequence-specific DNA binding. The record is from RefSeq and is a predicted model, not a curated record.